Messenger RNA from Periophthalmus magnuspinnatus, 5780 nucleotides. It is a transcript of the gene scd, whose product is annotated as stearoyl-CoA desaturase (delta-9-desaturase). NCBI's taxonomy places the organism in Eukaryota, Metazoa, Chordata, Actinopteri, Gobiiformes, Gobiidae. Gene Ontology annotation, cellular component: endoplasmic reticulum membrane. Gene Ontology annotation, molecular function: palmitoyl-CoA 9-desaturase activity; stearoyl-CoA 9-desaturase activity; iron ion binding. The coding region runs from base 29 to 1126 and encodes 365 amino acids. The transcript has 6 exons. Gene Ontology annotation, biological process: response to fatty acid; unsaturated fatty acid biosynthetic process. The record is from RefSeq and is a predicted model, not a curated record.
CCGUGAUGAGCCCUACGCAGUCUCGUUGAUGCCUUUUGCGCCGCUGCAUCUGUCACUUCUGUGGGGAUUUUUCACCGUGUUUUCUGACCCACGCCGCUCGUGCACCUUUUACAAAUCGCGCAUCAUCCAAACAGGCGACAUGACAGAAGCGGAGGUGGCGGAGAACCAGCCCCAGAGCAGCGCGCACUCGGACGUCCACAGUGAGGACGCGUUCGAUCCCACGUAUCGAGAGAAGGAAGGGCCCAAGCCGCCGCUCAACAUCGUGUGGAAAAACGUGAUUCUCAUGGGGCUGCUGCAUCUGGGCGCGCUCUACGGCGUCUUCCUGAUCCCCUCCGCGUCCCUGAACACCCUGCUCUGGACCCUCCUGUGCUACAUCAUCAGUGCUUUGGGGAUCACGGCUGGAGCUCAUCGUCUCUGGAGUCACAGGUCGUACAAAGCGUCGCUCCCUCUGAGGAUCUUCCUCGGAGUCGCCAACUCCAUGGCUUUUCAGAACGACAUCUUCGAGUGGGCGCGCGAUCACCGGGUCCACCACAAAUACUCCGAGUCGGACGCAGAUCCUCACAACGCCAAACGCGGCUUUUUCUUCGCUCACAUCGGAUGGCUCCUCGUCCGGAAACAUCCCGACGUCAUCGAGAAGGGAGGCAAGCUGCAGCUGCAGGACCUGACCUCUGACCCCGUCGUGCGCUUUCAGAGGAAGAACUACAAGCUGUCCGUGGUGCUCAUGUGCUUCCUCGUGCCCACCCUGGUGCCGUGGUACUUUUGGGGCGAGUCUCUGUGGGUGUCGUACUUUGUCCCGUCUCUCCUGCGGUACACGGUGGUCCUGAACGCCACGUGGCUCGUGAACAGCGCCGCUCACAUGUGGGGCAACAGACCCUACGACAAGAACAUCAACCCCCGAGAGAACAAGUUUGUGGCCUUCAGCGCCAUCGGCGAGGGUUUCCAUAACUACCACCACACGUUCCCGUACGACUACGCCUCCAGCGAGUUCGGCUGCAAAGUCAACCUCACCACCUGCUUCAUAGACACCAUGUGCUGGUUGGGCCUGGCCUCGGACCGCAAACGCGUGACCCGGGACCUCAUCCACUCCAGAAUACAGCGCACCGGAGACGGGACGCACCGUGGCUGAGAGACUCCCCUCGCGGCGGCCAUUUUGGAGAGGGCGUUAAAACAAAAACACAAAAUAAUGUUGAUAGUUUUCAUAGGGCAUCGUGCGGCGUCAGGCGGAGGUCAAAUUUCCAUGGCAACACUUAGCGGGCAAUGCUAACCGCUAGCAUUAGCUAUAGCUGAAGCUACUUAAAUUAGACUCAAGUUAGGCUUGUUUUAGCAUUGCAGUGCUAAUGUUUCACACUCAUUUUCAACACUAAGGAAAGUGAAAACAAACAAUUUUUUGGGAUGAUAGAAUGUACUUUUCAACAUUAAUUAAAAGUUUUUAAGUUAAUGUUUCCAUGUUAUCUUAUGCUAGUUAGUUUAUCGAUCAACACUGGUCUGAAAAUAUUCAGGAAGUGGACAGUUUUGCUUAUUUUAAAGAGUGUCCCGUUUAGCGCUAGUUUUAGUAUUAAAUAUUUACAUUAUUUUAACAUAAUCUGACUCUAAAGAACGUACAUUUGGCACAAGUGAGCUGAUUUGUGUCGAUAAACAAGUUCUGCUCACAAAAACAUUAAAAUAACAAGCUAGCGUUAGCCAACUGUAGUCUAUUAGUGUUAGCCAACUGUCGCUCCUUUAAACUAAUCACACAUUAGCCUUUUAUUUUGAAAAAGAAAUACCUUAAAAUGGGAAAAAGUGACAUACGGAUCACAGAUUUGCAAAAUGUGUAGUUUUUUCACCCAGUUUUAGUUUGAUUUUGAUACGCUAAAACGGUCUGGCGUAACGUGUUGCCAUGGUAACUGACACUCAUGCGAUGAAACUGAAAACUGUCAGUUGUUUUAACAGCUAAAAUAUUUUUCAUAAUCCCGCGGAGAGAGGAAUAAACCGCUUAACUCCUCCAGUGUUUUUUUUUUUUUUUUUUCAUUUAAAAUUUUGACCCCAUUUUGCUUGUUUUUGUGUUUUUGUGUUUUGUUUUUUUUGUAGCCGUAACUCGAGAAAUCAUUUUGACGUGCGAGAGAAGCGUAAAACCGCAAAAAGUCGUCGGCCGAUUGCGUUAACUGUACGAUAUGAUGCAAAGACGUUUUAGAUUUUGAAGUAAUUUUAACUUUUCAUCUUCUGCAGUUUCGCUCUUUUUUGGUGUGCAAUUUUUUUCACGUAGCCAAACAUGUUCUGUAAGUGUUAUAUUCAACUAAUAUUCAGAUUUAAGAGGACGAAACGUGGAGAUACAAACGGACGAAGCAGGAUUUCGAAAACGAUCACAGACUGUUGCCUUCAGGGCCCCCUUCAAACCUGGGAAAUUACACAAUCCACAGUAGAUUUUUUUUUUUUUUGUCCCAAACUUUAAAUAAACACAGAUUUUUCUCAACAAUAUUAUUCCAUACAUGAACACUACAUUAAAGUGUCUAAUUAUAACAACAUUUUUAUUGUAUGUGAACCAGGAAGUAAGGCUUAUACGCUGUUAGCAUGCUAGCAUUUUAGUGUAGUAGUAGUAGUAGUAGUAGUAGUACAUGCAGUAGUUUUGUAUAGAGCCAAUGUGGACCAAAUAUAUUUAAAAAGCCUUAUUUAUUUAUCUCUGAAUAAGCAGAUAUUCCACAUGCAGAAGUUUUGGAAUUCACUGUUGAUGAAAACACGAAAUAGUAAAAAAAUAUAUAUAUAUAUAUUUCAGUUAAAGUUUCAUUAAAAUGAAACUUUAACUAUAAAAACCUAAGAGCCCGGGCAUUUGGGCCACAUGUGUCUUAAUGGGAGAUGGAUUGAAACGCCCGGUUUGAAGGGGGCGUUUGACACUCACAGUUUACAGAGAGUUUUUACAAAGACGAGUUUAAAUCGCUGGCUUUAAAAUAAAAAAAUAAAAAAUAAAAUUAAUAUAACGGCACAUAAUUUAUCAGAAAAAAAGGGAAUCCAGACCCGGCCCCAAACAGUCGACUGAAAAAAAACACGACGGCGUCAAAAAGGCACAACUUUACGUAACGUCUCAUUUAUAUCAGCGUUUAGUUUAAGAUGGAGUGAAUUUUACCAUCGCAAAAAGUUACAAUAUGGAACUUUUCUGGUGAGGCGUCUUCCGCUUCCACCUGCCUGUUUCCAUGGAGAUAUUUUGCCUGGAAUAACCCACAGUAUGGCAUUAAACAUAUUUUAAACAUCAUAAACUUACAGGCAUUUCAGGGCUAAAUGAUACAGUUUAACCGGGAGCAGGCUCGCCUCUGCACAGAUCUGACCUGGAGUAGCGCAGAGGUGUCACCUGCUGCUUUGAGGUCUCCAUGGAGGCGUAAUGCUAGACUCUGGAACAUUCCAGGUAAAGCAAUAGCAUACGUAUUGGACGUAUUGUACGAUUUAAACGUUUUUUGAGCACAGGUUUGACGGACGGCGUUGCUAAGCGCUCGCACCGCUGGUUUAGCAGGGAGCGGGCGCUUAGCAACGGAAGGGGCGGUACUUAACUUUACCCAACAGCCUCGCUCCUGAUUGGCUGUUUGGUUGCUAUGAUACUCCUUGUUGUUGCUGUUUGGUCACAAAAUGUGGUUAAAAUCGUAGAAAAAAAUACUGCCAUCCACGCGCGACAAUUUUGUAAUAAAAACGUUUGCUAAAUUUGGAGCUAAAAUGUGUCGUUUUAAAUCUAUUUUUGAAACGUGGCGGUUUUGGCGGUUUUGGCGGUGGUCUGGGUCCCUUUGACGUUCUGCCGAUACGACAUGGAGUGUUUUGAAAACGUGUUUAAAUGUGAGAAUUAUUUAUGUUGUUUUGUUAUUUAUUGUUUAUUCAAAUGGCCUCUGAUUGCUGCAUCAACGAUUGGCUAAUUUGAACAAGUUGAAAUUCCAAGUAAGAAAAGAAGACACGCCCCCUCCGUGUGGGACCAAUGGGAGCGGAGAUCGGCCGAUAUGAGGUUUUUCACGCCAGAAAACCGAUAUCGAUAAACAGAAAUCUUUAUGCCGUCGGUUCCAUUACAUCAUUUUUACGGUCAACUUUAGGAAACAAAAAUAAGAAGAAUAAGUAUUUAAAAUUUACCAUUUGGUUGAAAAAUGUUGAAAAAAUACCAAAUUUUGAGUCUUAUUUUUGUCAAAUAUUUUAAGUAGAUUUGGAAUUUGUUUUUCAAAAUCAAGACACUUAAAGAAUUCACAUUUGAGAGAAGAUUUUGAUAUGAACGGAUAAACUAAUAACAUGUUUGUCGAGGGUUAAGCUGCAGGCUGAGCAGCUUUUACGUAGACUAAGACCCCACGGAGACACCGGGAGGGCAUCUGACACACAGGGACACUACAGAACAUAUCCUGACGUGAGACGCCAUUGGUCCUCGUUGAAAGUGGGCGUGUCUUCUCCUGUUCUUUCUCCCGUUGUCAGGAUCUAUACCUAAUGCCUUAUCCGAGCACGUUUCUCACCGUUAAAGGAGCCGUAGCAUCAACGCGUAGAGACUGUCAAUCAAAACACAAGACGCAAAACGCAACGCAACUUCUACGACCAGAGGUGGGCGGAGCAGAGCGGGUUUACUGAAGCGUCGCUAAUCACGCUGCCGAGUGACUAUGCUAGCCAUAGCUAACACUUCAGAAACACUGCAAUCACAGACUGUAUAUGGAAAUGGACGUAGCUAACCUGCUAACCGCCGCGUCACGAACAGGAAGUGAUCACGAGCGCACUUUUAUUUCACUACUGUGUCUGUAAAUCAAGAUAUGAACAUUAAAAACAGACAAAUCAGGUCCUUCUGUCCCCGACGUCGCUCCUGUUAGCGUUAGCAACAGGUUUGAUUGACCGUUUUGCUAAUCGCCCAUUUCCUGCUAAACCAGCGUUGUGGGCGAGAAGGGGCGUUACCUUCGACAGCCUCGCUCCAGAUUGGCUCUUUGGUUGCUAGGAUACCCGCGGUCAGAAUUCUAAAUGUGGAAUUCGGCUUCAGAUUAGCCGCUAUAGCCGCUAGCCUCGAUGAGCUUCAUUUGGAGCUGAACGCCGCGGGUGACGUCGCACUCGGUCCAUUUCUUUACACAGGCUGUGAUUGUAAAUACAUAAAUAAAAUAAAAUAAAAUCGUAAUAAUAAUAAUAAUAAUAAUUGCUGCACUGCGUAACAUUUCUAGUGGGAUUUACGUCACCUGCUGGUCUCCAUGGCAGCGUGGAUGUAUGGCUGAAAUGUUCCACAGUAUGAACAUGCAUGCCUACGGCGAGCGGCCUCGUCUCUCCGUAGAUCUGAUGCAUAAACUGGACCUGGAGGAGCCAAACGCUCGUCUCCGUGGAUACGUGUUUAAUGUCAUACUGUGGAACAUUCCAGGUAAAGCGAUACGGAAAACACCAGCCAUUUUUUAGCGGUGACGUCGCCUGAAAGAUAAAAAUACAUAAAAUAAACUCCUGUGAUGAUAUUUUAAAGUUUUUGUCACUUUCGGAUCCAGUUGUAACGGAGCAGACACGUUCCAGAGUAGAUUCCUGAAGGUCGUGUGAAAGUCGACUGUCCUGCUGCUAAAACUGCGGUUAUUUGUCUGAAGUAAACGUUUCUGCGUUCUCCUCACCUCUGAUUAUAUUUAAAGUUCAAAAUACAAAAUACUGUGGAAAUAAACGUGCCAACAGAAGUCCAGAAUAACACAAACGGUUCAGACUUUAGCCGGCGGUGCUUGUGUCUGGAGCGCCGUCUGAAGCUAAGCUAACGUUAGCAUCCCACCCAAACUGGAUCGAGAGGUUGUCAUUCUGAAUGAACUGUUUUCUGUUAUAAAUAAAGUUACACAAUAUUUUCAAAA